CUUCUCUCCGAGUCUCACCAUUCUCUCUCUCUUUUUCUGUGUCUUUUUUAGCUUUCUGUGCCCCCGAGGGAAAGAGGGAAUUUUUCGUUUCAGAAGGGGGGGAAGAAACAGAGUUUCAGCAAAGCAACCAUGCUCGUUUAUCAGGAUCUGCUCACGGGCGAUGAGCUCUUGUCCGACUCCUUCCCAUACAAGGAAAUUGAGAAUGGCAUGCUCUGGGAAGUGGAAGGGAAGUGGGUUGUCAAAGGAGCGCUCGAUGUGGAUAUUGGGGCCAACCCUUCUGCAGAGGGCGGAGGGGAAGACGAGGGUGUUGAUGACCAGGUCGUGAAGGUCGUGGACAUCGUCGACACCUUUAGGCUUCAGGAGCAACCUGCUUUUGACAAGAAGCAGUUUGUGACUUACAUGAAGAGGUACAUCAAGCUGCUGUCGCCCAAGUUGGAGGGAGAGAAGCAAGAGUUGUUCAAGAAGCACAUUGAGGGAGCCACCAAGUUCCUGCUUUCUAAGCUCAUUGACCUCCAAUUUUUCGUUGGGGAGAGCAUGCAUGAUGAUGGCACCAUGGUGUUUGCAUAUUACAAGGAAGGUGCUGCUGAUCCUACUUUCCUCUACUUUGCCCAUGGACUGAAGGAAGUCAAGUGUUAAACCGGCUUUCUUACGGUGGUACUCGCUAGAUUGGGAAUGGUUUUGUGUGUUUCUGUUCUAUAUACAAAGAAAGAGGCUACAAACUAUGCCUUACUAUCCCGUCUGACUUUUGGUUUAGGUUCUUUUUUACUAAAUUUAGUACAUGGAAACUUUUAGUUAAUUGAGAAAUAAAGUUUCAAUGUUGAUA
This is a messenger RNA of Syzygium oleosum, 823 nucleotides long. RefSeq names its product translationally-controlled tumor protein homolog. Bases 130 to 636 code for a protein of 168 amino acids. Gene Ontology annotation, molecular function: calcium ion binding. The record is from RefSeq and is a predicted model, not a curated record. The transcript is spliced from 5 exons. Gene Ontology annotation, cellular component: cytoplasm. Lineage: Eukaryota; Viridiplantae; Streptophyta; Magnoliopsida; Myrtales; Myrtaceae.